UCAGGGAAGUGAGACGCAGGACAGCCGCUUUGCUGGAGUUUGAAACUUCUCAACAUUGUAUCAUCUUCUCUACAUAGCUGUAACUAAAGUAAUUUCAAUGACCUGAACUAAUAAUUAGUGAUAUGUUAAUAACAACAUGUCCUCCACUAAACAUUGGGGUUUUCAUACUAUUUUGUUUCAAAAUUUGGCACCUCUGUACAGUGGAUUUUUAUUUGUGCUAAUGUCCCUUUCAAAUAUUUCAGGUUUGCCAUCAUAUGAAGCUCUCCAAGGUAAUGUUGCAGAAAUUCCUUGCAACUUUACCAUGAUCUCAGAAGAAGGGAUCGCGUUAAUUUUGUGGUAUAGAGGUAAUUCUUCAACUCCAAUUUAUAUCCUUGAUGCGAGAAACGGCCUUACCAACCAGCCAAAACAUUUUCCAAGCGAUAUCCUGGGAGACAGAGCAUUUUUUGAUGUUGAUGUCAUUCCUUCCGUCCUGAGAAUUAAAGACGUUACUGAGGAAGACGGGGGAAGGUAUAGAUGUCGUGUUGAUUAUAAGCAUGAUCCAACAGAGAAUAUCUGUAUCUGGCUAGAUAUUAUUGUUCCACCUCGCGAAACAAUCAUUAUGGAUAAGUUUGGCCAGCAUCUCCACGGAUUGAUUGGUCCUUACAAUGAAGGAUAUCCGUUACUUCUUAUAUGCGAAGCAGAUGGAGGAAGACCGCCUCCAGCGUUGACAUGGAAGAAAGAAGGAAAGGUUUUAAAGGAUAAUUUUACUCUCACGCCCCAAGGUUUCUCCCGAAACGAAAUUGUGCUUCCCGAACUCCGUCGUCAAGAUUUAUUCUCUUCUCUCGUAUGUGAAGCUUCAAACAGUGACAUUGGAGCUCCAUUAUUCAGUUCAGUCACGUUAGAUUUAAACUUGAAGCCUUUAGAUGUAAAGAUCAUCACAACCAAUAGACCUGUAUCUGCUGGUCGACAGGUGGAGCUCGUAUGUGAAACAUGGGGCGCCAGGCCUCCUGCUGAAAUCACCUGGUGGAAGGGGAUGGACCGUCUAACAUUUGUUUCGGAUUUAUUAACCCCGGAUAAUAAUAAAACUGUUAGUACUGUUACAUUCACCUCGGAAGCUAAAGAUAAUUCGAAGAAUAUCACUUGCAGAGCAGAUAAUUCUCUUUUGAAGGACAGCGUUGUUUCUGAUGUUCACACUUUGGAAGUAUAUUACGUUCCACAAGUUACAGUUAGUUCACGAAAUAUAAGCAGCCUCAAUGAUUUAGUAGAAGGCAGUGAGAUAACAGUAGAUUGUAACAUUGAUGCAAAUCCACCUAAAGUUGACGUCUGGUGGCUGUUUAACGGUUCAACUAUAAACACCAAUCAAAAAUCAGACAUUAUAAUCGCCAACCAUUCGUUGACUAUUAAAAACGUUACAAAAAAUCAUAAUGGAAGGCUCCAGUGUGUAGCUGCAAACAAAGAAGGGGAAGGCUGGAGUGAAGAAAUGUCGUUGAUGGUAAACUAUCAGCCGGUAUGUAAGUCUUUGGAAUCUAAGGAAUAUGCAGUUCUCGCCGGAUCGAAAAUUAAAGUAACAUGUGAAGUUGAUGCCCAGCCUUCAGACGUUCAGUUUCGUUGGUCACUGAAUAAUAGUUUCGGACUUUUGUCUUUAAACACAUUCACUGAAAAUGGAACAACUAGUGUUGCCCUAUUCUCACCUCAAUCCGAAGUAGAAUAUGGAACAUUAUUGUGUUGGGCAAAGAAUAAAUUUGGUGAACAAAAUUAUCCCUGCAACUUUACAGUUACUCCAGGAGCUCCUCCAGAGGCGCCGAAAAACUGCCUUCUCGUAAACCAAACAAUAGAAACAUUUAUUGUUCGAUGCUCUCCUGGUAAAGACCGAGGACUAUCGCAACAUUUUCAGCUUGAAGUGUAUAACAAAAGAAACAAAAAUCUGCAGAACAAUAUUUCUGCUUCAGAUGCUCCUUUCUUUGUGGUUCAUUCCCUGCCUCCUGGAACGCCAUUUAUUCUUCGUAUUUAUUCUGCCAAUCUGAGAGGAAGAAGUCCACCAGAGACUCUGCAGGCAAGAACUCUAGAUGUAAACUACAAAUCUACCAAAAAAGGUAAAAAUACUGAAGGUUUUAGAUUUUCUCACAUAUUGGGCAUUGUCCUUGGAAUCCUUCUUGUAGUGGUGAUUCUCUUUCUACUAAUCUUUGUAUUAAGAAAACUACGAUGUGUACAUCGUUCCCAUCGAGAGCAAGAUAUACACAAUAGCCGAGUUGAAAAAGAUUUAGUGAAUUCUGAUGCCGAUGAAGAAUCUCCAAAACACGAUGUUCAACUUCUUGAUCUUAUUUCUACCAAAAAAGAUUUUUCUGGACCACCCGAUGUUACUCAUACAACAGCAAAAUGGAAUCACACAGAUUCGGGAGAUUUUCGAGUGGAUCUUAUGAAAGAUCGGCAAUCUCCAAUAACACCAGCAGAGACAGUUCGGUGGCGAGAUCAAGAAAUUGAAGAGGCUCAUAGGGCAAAAACGGAUGAUGAAUCAUCACUUUGCAUUAUUUCUGAAAGUAGUAACUCUUUGUACGAUUUAGAAGAAUGGAGACAUAAGACCUUCGGCCCUCACUUACGAACAAAAGUCUAUGAUGAAGAAAAUUGCAUAAAUUUAGAGACACCUCUCGUGAAUACCCUUACUGAAGGAGAAAUGAGUUCUCUACAGUCUUUCCGGCUUGGACAUAUAAUUUCUACAGAUGUGUGAAUGUGAUCCUUCUUGUUUCAAACCACUUCUCAUCGGUUGUUUUGCCAUAAGCUGUCAGACUGUGCCUUUUCUAUGUAGUAAGCAUUUCGUGACAACUACAAAUUUUAUAUUGCUAUCCGACACCUCGAUUUACUGGAUGGUAACUCCUUUUCAGUUAAUGACCCAAACUCCAAAUAAUAUGCUUACGUUUUAACUCUAUGUUCACCUAUAUGUAGUAAAACUUUGGACCUCCAUAUUACAUUUUGUAUUUUAUCAUUCAUAAUGUCUGUAUAAUAGUUUCCAAUAAAAUCUUGAGAGAUGUA
Limulus polyphemus (Atlantic horseshoe crab) is the source of this 3006-nucleotide messenger RNA. Its product is annotated as synaptogenesis protein syg-2-like. Gene Ontology annotation, molecular function: protein binding. Bases 137 to 2704 code for a protein of 855 amino acids. The record is from RefSeq and is a predicted model, not a curated record. The transcript is spliced from 14 exons. Lineage: Eukaryota; Metazoa; Arthropoda; Merostomata; Xiphosura; Limulidae.